Dothidotthia symphoricarpi CBS 119687 is the source of this 2085-nucleotide messenger RNA. RefSeq lists its product as uncharacterized. The transcript has 2 exons. Gene Ontology annotation, biological process: regulation of DNA-templated transcription. The coding region runs from base 1 to 2085 and encodes 694 amino acids. Gene Ontology annotation, cellular component: Rpd3L-Expanded complex; nucleus; Rpd3L complex. Lineage: Eukaryota; Fungi; Ascomycota; Dothideomycetes; Pleosporales; Dothidotthiaceae. The record is from RefSeq and is a predicted model, not a curated record.
AUGCCCCCAACAACGGGCACGCGAACGUCGACACGACAAGGUCGAGCCACGGUGCGACCCACGAAUUACUAUGCGCGCGGCUUUGCUGGAAGACUUGCUGCGAGCGGGUUGGAGCAGACGCCCGAGUCGCACAGCGCGCCGGGCUUCCUGCCCGCCCUCACACACUUCUCUGGAGCAGCGGACGCAUUUCCGAAAGAAAUUAUCAAGCACUUCUCCAUGUUCAAGGAAGUGGAGGCCAAGCUUCAUGACCCAGAGCAGAUGCUGAAGGCGCUGCUUGACGAGAUCGCCCGACAGCCCAUCACAACGAAGGCGCAGCGCGUCGCGGAGCAAAACACUCCAGGACAAGAUGUCAGCGCAAAUCAUCUCCCCCACAACUUCGACAGCCUGGCUCCCGAAGAGCAGGCUACCUACCAGAAGCGUCAGCUUUUCUACCGCCUCCGCAUGCUCAUCGUGAACAUGCUCCCCACACUCGACGAGAAGCUUGUGGUAUUGCAUGGCGCAAAAGCUACCAAAGCAAAGGGUCUCGCGAGGAUGCAGAACUCGUUCUCCCAGCUCGACAGCGAGUUCAGCGAAGAGGCACGGUACGGCAGCCUCAACCACUGGGCUUACGCGGAUAAGGAAGAGAAAAAGAAGGGUGGGCCGUCACAUGAGCGGCAGCGGCGCGAGGUUGCAGCGGCAAAUAAUCUGGCUGCAGCUGCCCAGCACGUCCACGAUGUAGACUCUAUAGCUGCCAAGAGCGAGGCUCGACGCGAGGCAAUGUUGGCGAACAAGCGCAAUCGACAUCAACAACAAGUCGAUUCUGACUUCGACGAUCGGCCAGCCAAGAAGCCGCAAAAGAGGAAGGCUGCGGCGGCCGACGUGCCAGCGCCAGACAAUCGCACCAUAGGCCUGGGUAUAUCGAGCAACGGCGCAGGGCCGCAGGGGAAGAGAAAGAAGACGGAGAAAGCGCUUGCUGCAGCAACGCCAGCAGCCCCGCCUAUGGAACGAACUUUGAGCGCGGCGCUCAAGGCUGCGGCCAAUGGUGGGCGCGCUGGGUCAAGCCCAAGAGUGACUCCAGGCUUGGAGAAUGGUGCAGCGACGAAACGCAAACCACGAGCGCCUCCUGUGCCGACGCAACGCAAGAAUAUUCUUCCACCUUAUUCACCACCCCCUGCCCCAUCGCCUCUCGCCGCAAACUUCGCCAUCAACAAAGCGACUGCUGGUAUCUCGGAACGUCCAUUGUCGUCACGCGCUAGAAAGAACUCGAUAGCAAACUCAAUCGCGUCCGUCAAUGCUCCAGAACAACCCGUUAGCCGCCGCCCUUCGUCUUCCCAUUCAGUUCAGCAAGUCGUUGGUAGCAACGUAAUCUCUGAACUCGAACAAGCGGCAGGCAUCGUGCGUGAUAAUGUCUCCAACAGGGGCGGAUCGACCCCGGAAAUUAUGGACGCUCCGCAGCCGCUCGAAGUAUCUUCUCUCAAGAUCGAAGAAGAACACCCCCAGGAACCGGAGAGCAUGGACAUUGACUAUCCAACAUCAGUGCCAUUGACAGCGGCUAGGGCAGGCCGAGCGUCCAAGACUGCGACGCCUGUAGUUGGAGCAUUCCCAGAUGUUCCUAUGGCUCGAAGUCGCAGCACCAGAAACGCGAACAACGGCAACGGCAACAACAGCAACUCCAACGCCUCGUCGGAGAACAACAGCACCACGACAAGUGCUGUGUCGAAGCGAGGCCAAAAGAAGAACACACAGCAAACUACAAGCAAUAUUCUUGCUUCCCCAGCGUUGAAGUCCGCGCCUGACACACAAUCAAACCAUCCAUCCUCGACAGCAAGCUCUCCAGCUCCUGAACAAGAAUACCAAGACGCAGAGACAGACGACGAAGCCGACGAACCACGCUACUGUUACUGCAACCAAGUUUCAUACGGCAACAUGGUCGCAUGCGAUAACGAUGCCUGCCCUCGCGAAUGGUUCCAUCUCCCCUGCGUCAAGCUGGAGAGAGCGCCUGCUGGCAGAACGAAGUGGUUCUGCAGUGACGAGUGCAGAGAGAUGCACGACAAGGCGAAGCCAAAGUCCAAGGGCGGACGGCCGGGAAGCUCUAACAAACAAUAG